AUGCCGGCCGACCCAUCCUCCAACCCGUGCGCCCGAAUCCUCACCGCGACCGAAGCGCGUGAUUCCAUCCUGCGCCGCGGCCUAUUACAAGACAGCACGGUCCCGCCGCACGUGCAGACGCGCAUCGACGCGCUCUUCUCGGCGCCGACCACGCCUCUCGCCUGCGUGCAAGCCAUCCUCUCUUCAAUCCGCGAGUCCGGCGACGGGGCCCUCAUUGACUGGACGUCGCGCAUCGACGGCGCGGACAUCUCGGCCGGCUCAGAGCUGCCCGUCGCGGCCCUUCAAACGGCGGUCAAGGCGACGCCGGCCGCCGUGGUGGACUCGCUGCGCGUCGCGCGCGACCGCGUGGUGGCAUUCCACCGCAAGCAGCCCGUGACCUCGUGGUUCACAAACGACCUGGGCGGCGUGCUCGGGCAGGCGGUGCGCCCGAUCCAGCGCGUAGGGUUCUACGUCCCGGGCGGGACGGCGCCGCUGCCGUCGACGGUGCUGAUGAGCGUGCUGCCUGCCGUGGUGGCUGGGUGCGAGGAGCUGGUGGUGGCGUCGCCGCCGCUGCGCGGCGGCGGCGCGGACAUCGCGGCCGUGACGCUUGCCGCGUGCGCAGUGAUCAACGAGCUGCCCGGCGUGCGCGUGCGCGUGUUCGCGAUCGGCGGCGCGCAGGCCAUCGGCGCGCUGGCGUACGGCACGGAGACCGUGCCGCGCGUGGACAAGAUCGUCGGGCCCGGGAAUAUCUUCGUGGCGAUGGCCAAGCGCGAGGUGUUUGGCGUGGUCGGGAUCGAUGGGGUGUACGGCCCGACCGAGGCGGUGGUCAUCGCGGAUGAGGCGGCCAAUGCCGAGUGCGUGGCGGCGGACUUGCUCGCGCAGGCGGAGCACGACUACCUGGCCGUGCCGAUCCUGCUGACGACGUGCGCGGACCUGGCGAAGAAGGUGCAGGAGGAGGUGGAGACGCAGGUGGACAAGCUCCCCAGGGCCAAGGUGGCGAGGCACUCGAUGGCCAAUCAGGGCGGGAUCGUUGUGGGAAAGGACAUGGACGAGUGCGUGGACAUGGCGAACGAGUUUGCGACCGAGCAUGUGUCGUUGUGUGUCAAGGGGCCGUGGGAUGUGGUUGGGAAAAUGAAGAACGCGGGGGGCUUGUUUCUAGGGGAGGCGAGCUGCGAGGUGCUCGGGGACUACGUCGCGGGCCCGAGCCACGUGAUGCCGACGGGCGGCAGCGCCAGAUACUCUAGCCCACUAUCCGUGCUCGACUUCAUCAAGGUAAUGUCGGUGGUCGGGCUGGACGACACGACGGUGAAGAGGAUCGCGGUUGACGCGGAGAGGAUAGCGCGAGCCGAGGGGCUCGACGGGCACGCCGAGGCUGCCAGGAUGCGAGCGCAGGACUAG
Chondrus crispus (carragheen) is the source of this 1377-nucleotide messenger RNA. Its product is annotated as histidinol dehydrogenase. Gene Ontology annotation, molecular function: histidinol dehydrogenase activity; NAD binding; metal ion binding. The record is from RefSeq and is a predicted model, not a curated record. Gene Ontology annotation, biological process: L-histidine biosynthetic process. The coding region runs from base 1 to 1377 and encodes 458 amino acids. Gene Ontology annotation, cellular component: cytosol; cytoplasm. The transcript has a single exon. Lineage: Eukaryota; Rhodophyta; Florideophyceae; Gigartinales; Gigartinaceae.